Echinostoma caproni is the source of this 930-nucleotide messenger RNA. NCBI's taxonomy places the organism in Eukaryota, Metazoa, Platyhelminthes, Trematoda, Plagiorchiida, Echinostomatidae. The record is from the annotation of a GenBank genome assembly.
CCAAACUUUCUGAAAGGACGACGAAUUCUCAUUUACUUCCUCGUGCCUUUCUGUCUUCUGUUUGCCGUCUUGGGUUUAAUGGCCUAUAUUUUCAUAUGUCGAAGGCGGAGCUCAUCUAGCAACUCUCUGUCCUCUAGCAACGAACGUUGUAUUCUGCGAACGACAGAAAUCAGUCCGCAGGCCUAUCAGAUAUCUAUGAAUGGGAAAAAGCCAUCGAGUCUGAAUGUCUCCUCACGUCAUUCUUCUCAUAGCCAGAACACUGGAAAGCAAGCAUAUUCUUUGCUUGGAGUUCAAUCCCCUUUGUUUCACAGUGAAAUCAGACCGAAUGCAAACACGAACGGAUUUGAUCAACAUUUGAGCCCACAAAAUCCGCCGUCUAACACUGCAUACUACGCUGUGGGUGUAUCUCCUUUUCAGGCCAAUUCAGUCGCCUCGAUGAACUCGAAUAUGCAACUUGUUACAAACGGGAAUCCUAUACAGACUACAAAUAGUACCGUGCUGUCCAGUAGUGUUGGUUACAUGACUGCUGCACAUCCAUCUCAAAGAACUAUGGCUUAUGGUCAACAACUACCUGGGACAAACAUGUAUACUACGGGCUGUGAUUUCACGCCCGGCUCAUCGCAACCAUCGUUCUACCGACCAGGAUCAACAGCUCCCAGCUCUAAGUGUGAUGCAUCCAUGGCCGGAAUCCCUUAUUCAAUGACACAAUUUCCAAAUAAUACGACUACUCCUUUGAUGAAUAUGCCUAUGAAUCAAAUCAACUCGAAUGAUGUGUCCUUCGAUCAGUACUCGGCCGUUAGUCAAAGCCCGCUAUCCUCAAGUACAUUGACAAAUCAUUACACUGCUCCGUUUGGAGAAUACUCUCGGGGAUUUAUACCCGAUGGGAUGGAGCAGACCAAUACAAAUCAGUCAGGUUUUCCUCAAUCUUGA